GUGAGUCCGCACCCCUCUAUCCCCUCUAUGCGCAUCUUUGCUCUGCGCCAAUCCGCAUCAUACCCCUCCUCUCGACCGAGGACACUCGUUUGAGGCCUGCCGCUCACCCCCCCGCACUAAGAAAACAAUUCCUCUUCUGUCCGUCCUCAUGCAGCCGUCGGUAGACGUCGCCGUACCUGCAGACAAAAGGGAGGGGAACAGCUCCAGGGGUCAGGCUGUACGGUACGGUACGCCAGUGUCAACUGACGCCUCCUCGUGCCGUACGUACUUGACUUGGAAGUCACUCCUGCCGGCUCGCAGCGCAGCCUCAUCCUGGCCGUAUUCAAGCAGCCACAAACGGACAGCACGACUGUUGCUUGCAUGUGUGUGUCGGCUUAAGAUGGCUAGCUUACGAAGUAUGCGACGGGUCGUGAGCUGCACAUCAUGUGAUGGACGAGGCGAACCGGAUGGUUCAGACAGUAGCACAGGAACCCACACGCAGCGGCAACAGAGCGGCCCACACCCGCUGAAAGCAAAACGCCAUAAAAAGGCAAUAAUAUGGUGGUACUUGACGACAGAGCACUCUCACCGUUGCAGUGCACGUAAACAGCGUGGCCAUUCUGGAUGAGUGCCCCUAGUAUGAAUGCCGCCUGAGAGUAGGAAGGUCAUCACGUUCACACCCAAUCUAUCUCAUCCGUGUGAUGGGGAGUCGGUGGGCCAGUGAGCGAAUGAGCCAGGCCACCUACCUGCGGCAACAUGUUCGCUCUGUCUUGUGUCGACAUGUCAGUGGUGGGAAUCCACACAUAGGCAAGUGAGUACUCCUUGAAGAGAUCAUAAAUCACCUGCGGCGUCCUGCAACGCAGCAAGGUCGGCACUUAUCAGUCAAUCAGAUCAACAAGCGCUCUUUCAAGCGGGCGUGGAGGCGUCGAGAAGGUGGGAGGCCCGUGGAGUGCACUUGAGUGGCGUACCUCUUGUCCCACUCAGGAAAGUGCUCAGGGUCGGGGAAGUUGUUCUUGGCGUCUGAUGUGAUUGAUAGGGCCGUCAGUCAGCACAAACAAGGGUUGACAUCCAUUCCGUCCUCGCCGUCCAGCUGUUCGAGUGGCUUGCCUGCCGGCCUACCUUCAUGGGUCUGAAAGUUGAGCAGGCAGGUGACUUUCAGCUCAUCUCGUAGCUUCUCGAUAUGCCGGCGGCUUCGAGGGCAGCUGCCUACCCACAGGUUAUCACUCACACGAUUGUAGUGCAUGUCAUUUCUCUCCUGCACGCAACGACACCCACACACCACACAUCUGUCCUCUCCCUCUCCAUGUGAGCGCGUGUGUUUUGUGUGUGUGUUUUGUGUGUGUGUGUGUGUGUCCAUUACCUUGACACUGUUGUAGAACCUCGUUGUGUGACUGUAUUCGCUCAUGCCCUGACUUUCCAUGAAGUGGGUCGGCGGCAGCAGGAAAACACCAUCAAAAACCUUCACAUCUGCACACACACGAGCAGGCCCGGCCCGCCCGGGCACAAGGGCAAUCGAAUACAUACAUGUGCAGCACGCACUCAUUGCAGCCAGCCAUGUACCUGUCCGCUUCUUUUUCCUCGUACCUUGUUCACUUGCUGGCGUGGACAGCAUCUCCUUGCCAUCCCAUUUCCGGUUGUCAUGGCUCCCAUAGCCCUCCCACUCCCAAUUGGCGCCUGGUGACAGACAGACAGACAGACACCGAAUGGCACACUCUAUCCGUCAGUCAGUCCGUGUUUGGUGGCUACUUGGAUUUGUUUUGCGCACGAACUUGUACUCGAAGGGUACGCUUAGGUCGUCGACGGCGAUAUCAGCAGACCAGAACGACGGCUCCAUGCUCUUGGGAGGCGACGAUGGCGACAUGGACGGACACUCCGACACCUUCCAGCUGCACUUGCGGCCCGGACGGGGGGAUUCCAACACAGCACAUGUUUCACCACAUGACGGUCAUACAUACGGCAUCAUUGCCGCCUCAUGCAAUGCAUGUCGUCGUCGUGCAUAAUCGCUCACCUGCCAAGCUCAGGCAGCGACCCCACAACCGCAAUCGAAGUCCCUGCUCUCAACCACAGACAGAUGACAGACACCAUGGGCAAUCAGCAGUGCAUGCAUCCAUAUCCAUCAGAUCUGACCUGGAGGGACAAAGGAUAUGACACUGAACCUGACCUUCAUUGACUUUCUCCUCAGUGAGCACUGGACCGAAUAGAGAUCUGCACACAACAAAUCAAUAACACAAGUGAGAAUUUCAAUGCAAACACGUGCAGCAGACGGUUUGGUGUGCUGCUUACCUUGCCUUCCGCUGUUGCAAAAGAGCUCGCACAU
Vitrella brassicaformis is the source of this 2296-nucleotide messenger RNA. The record is from the annotation of a GenBank genome assembly. Lineage: Eukaryota; Vitrellaceae.